Messenger RNA from Nannospalax galili (Upper Galilee mountains blind mole rat), 1777 nucleotides. It is a transcript of the gene Ak1, whose product is annotated as adenylate kinase 1. Gene Ontology annotation, cellular component: cytosol; cytoplasm. NCBI's taxonomy places the organism in Eukaryota, Metazoa, Chordata, Mammalia, Rodentia, Spalacidae. Gene Ontology annotation, molecular function: nucleoside diphosphate kinase activity; AMP kinase activity; ATP binding. The record is from RefSeq and is a predicted model, not a curated record. Gene Ontology annotation, biological process: nucleoside triphosphate biosynthetic process; ATP metabolic process. Bases 299 to 883 code for a protein of 194 amino acids. The transcript is spliced from 7 exons.
UCCCUCCUCUCACCUCCUCCCUUCUCCCUCCCUGCCAUCGCGCUAGAGUGCUGGCUUCCCGGCAUGCCACGCGCUGGCAGCCUUAUAAACAGGCGACUGCGAGGACGGGCAGGGCACGCACUGGCCCCAACGCCCACCGCUCCCUCCCCCAGUUUGUGUCCUGAUGUGGAGCCUGGCAUUUACCCACUGCUGCCGUGGGUGGGGCUUGUGGAGCCUGAGCCAGAAGUGGGAGGGGAACCCCUCAGUCCUGCCUGUGUCUUGUCUUACAGAGCACUGACCCAGCUCCCAGCACCUCAGGAUGGAAGAGAAGCUGAAGAAAACCAAGAUCAUCUUUGUGGUGGGUGGGCCUGGCUCUGGGAAGGGCACCCAGUGUGAGAAGAUUGUGCAGAAGUAUGGUUUCACCCACCUCUCCACCGGGGACCUCCUGCGGGCUGAGGUCAGCUCUGGCUCAGACAGGGGCAAGAAACUGUCAGCAAUCAUGGAGAAGGGUCAGCUGGUGCCACUGGAGACCGUAUUAGACAUGCUCCGGGACGCGAUGCUAGCCAAAGUGGAGUCCUCUAAUGGCUUCCUGAUUGACGGCUACCCACGGGAGGUGCUGCAGGGGGAAGAGUUUGAGCGCCGGAUUGGAAAGCCCACACUGCUGCUGUAUGUGGACGCAGGCCCUGAGACCAUGACCCAGCGGCUUCUGAAGCGUGGGGAGACCAGCGGCCGUGUGGACGACAAUGAAGAAACCAUCAAGAAGAGGCUGGAGACCUAUUACAAGGCCACAGAACCUGUCAUUGCCUUCUAUGAGAAUCGUGGCAUCGUGCGCAAGGUCAAUGCUGAAGGCUCGGUGGACACUGUCUUCUCCCAGGUCUGCGCUCACCUGGACACCCUGAAGUAGUUAAAGCCCUUGGCCAGCUACCAGCCAGCCCCACCCCUGCCCCGACCCCAAGCAGCCUGGCGCGAGCCCAGCACCUCCACCCUGCCAGGCUGCGCACAGACACAGGAAGACACUUUAUCCUGUUCCAUGGACAUCCAAGCACUAAAGGAAUUGCCAAGGACGUUUGCUCUUACUCCCUUUUCUUUGCUUGCAAGUGAGGUAAUUCAUGUAGCCCUGGCCAGAGGCUCCAGCCAGUGCCCUCCGGUUCCUGCCUGUGCCUCAGCCCAGCUCCGCUGUGUCUCCCUCUGGCUAUGGUGGAAUCCCAGGCCCUUUCUCAUCCCAGAACCAUGUCAAGUCUGGACAGUCCAGGGGUGGUAGAGAGGCUGCUCCUAGGGUCUGGAGAUCAGGUGGCAUCUGGUUCCAAGGUUCCGUUCUAGGGUUCCUUACAACUUUGUGGUGUGGCUUUGGCCUCAAGCCCUCAUCUCUCUGAGCAAGUUUCUCUCUCUCUCUCUCUCUCUCUCUCUCUCUCUUUCUCUCUCUCUCUCUCUCUCUCUCUCUCUCUCUCUCUCUCUCCUUUCAUUUAGACAUAGUCUCACGUGUCCCAAGCUGGCCUCAACCUUUCUAUGUACUUGAAGACCACCUUAAUCCUCCGGCCUCCACCUCCUCUCCCGAGUGCUGGAAUGACAGGUCUGUAAUACUACUCCUGGUUUAUGUGGUGCUAGGGAUGAAGUUCAUGGCUUCAUGCAAGCUAGGCUAGCACUCUACCAACUAAGCCACGGUUUUCUAUACCUGAUCCUUGGGGACCUAGACAAGGCAAGGGGCCAUGAGCACACUCCAUCUGGCUAUGCUGGUGACUGGAGCGCUGUACAGGGCAUAAGGCAGGAAACUGAGGUCAGGGGUGGCCUCCCUGAGGAG